GGUGAGUUAUAAUUUUUUUUUGCGACGACCACCAGGCUCGCCGAAAUUUGAUUUUUAUAUAAAAAAAAAUCGCAAAGAAAUCAACUAAAAUAUUUUCAAAAUUAAAGUGUGUAAAUAAAUGUUUAAAUUUUAAGAAAAAGACAUUAAAAUGGUUAGCAACGUAGAAGAAAGUUCUAAAAAAGUUCCCACAUUUCACAUUAUCCGUGAAGUUUACGACAGUACCAAUGCUCAUCAACGUUUUGAAGCCGAACUCGAUAAGGCUCUGGAGGCCAAGGUGGAUUAUAUUAUUAUAGAGCCACCGCGUUUGGGCGACGAAACUGGCCGUUGGAUAACAGUGGGCAAUUGUUUGCAUAAAACUGCUGUUGUCUCGGGUAUGGCUUCGUUGUUGUCAAGUCUUUUGUGGCAUAAUCGUCCUGUAAUUGCUGGUCCCAUGUGUGCCGUUUCGUUAUUUUGUACCGGUCUAUAUACAGUCUCAUGGAAUUAUGAUCCCUGCUGUCAAUACCAGGUAUUAGUGGAAAAUAAUGAAGAAGUACUCAAUAAACUGCCUUUAGCUGAUGUUUCUUCGCCUGUGAUUUUGGGCUAUCAACCCAAUACAAAAACCAAAUAUUUACAUCGCAGUGUUACUCUACUCUCGGCUGCAUUUUGUGCUUGGCAAAUCUGGCGUUCGUACAAGUAGUUUAAAUAAUUAAUUAUUAAACAAUUAAAUCAAACAACCCCAUAAACAAGUAAAGUUCGAAAUGAACAACUUCCCCUGCACAUUUGUUCAAAGCAGCUUUCUUUAAGGUUUAAAAGAAAAAAAAAACAAAUAACGAAAAUAAUGUAUUUUAAUAUUAAAGAAAAGGAAGAAGUGAGAGUGAAAAAAAAAAACGUUAAAAAAGAAACCAAAAUAUCUCAGUUUUAUUUUAUACUACUUGUUUAUUUUUUAUAAUUUAUUUAAUUAAUCAAUCAAUCAAUGAAGCCAGUGAGUGUAUUUUGUUAAAAACAAUAUGCAAUCCAUUAAUAAGUUUCUUAAACAAAAUAUUUUUUUUAAAUUACAUUAAAUGACAUGCAUUUUUUAAAAUAUUUAUAAAUUAGGAAGACAUUGUUAAAUAUAAUACGUUUAGCUUGUGGUUGUUUUUUUGGCUGUUCUUUUUUUUUAA
Messenger RNA from Lucilia cuprina (Australian sheep blowfly), 1139 nucleotides. It is a transcript of the gene Pmi, whose product is annotated as transmembrane protein 11 homolog, mitochondrial. The transcript is spliced from 3 exons. The coding region runs from base 149 to 676 and encodes 175 amino acids. Gene Ontology annotation, biological process: inner mitochondrial membrane organization. Lineage: Eukaryota; Metazoa; Arthropoda; Insecta; Diptera; Calliphoridae. Gene Ontology annotation, cellular component: mitochondrial inner membrane. The record is from RefSeq and is a predicted model, not a curated record.